AUGAAGCUCAAACGCGCAAAGGCAUACAAGAAGCUGCUCCACCAGUACGAGCUCAACUUUGGGUUCCGCGAACCCUACCAAGUCCUCCUCGACUCGCAGGUCCUGCAAGAUGCCUACAAAUUCAAAAUCGACCUCGUGGGCCGUCUCGAGAAACUUCUGCAGGGAAAAGUGAAGCCCAUGAUCACCACCUGCGACAUGCGCCACCUCUACCUGGCAAAGCCCAAGAACGAAACCCUCAUCCUCCAAGCGAAAGAAUACGAGCGCCGUCGCUGCGGACACCACGAGCUCGAAACACCCCUGUCCUCGCUCGAAUGUCUGUCGUCGGUUGUCGAUCCAAAGGGCAGCCACACCAACAAGAACCGGUACAUUGUCGCAUCCAACGAGCGCGAAGUGCGCGUGCACAUGCGCCGAAUCGCCGGUGUGCCGCUGAUAUACAUCUCCAAGUCGGUCGUCCUGAUGGAGCCCAUGGCGAAUGCGACGGAGCAGCUGCGCGAGCAGGAAGAAAAGUCAAAAUUUAAGCAGGGACUCAAGGGGCAGCGGAAACCAGAUGCAGGAGAAAAGCGGAAACGCGAUGGAGAGGAAGGGGAGGGCGAACAGUCUAUUACAGGCGAGCCUACAGAGGAUGCGAGGGCGCAGAAGAAGAAACGGCAGAAGGGACCCAAGGGCCCUAACCCACUUAGUGUGAAGAAAACGAAGAAGGAGCAGGAUGUGCCGCCAUCUGGCUCUACCAAGAAGGCUAAAUCCUCUGAAGCGAAAGAAUCGCAUCCUACAGAUGCGCCCGCUGAAACGAUCCCAGAUGACGAAGGUGCUGGGCCUCGCAAGAGGAAGCGCAAGCACAAGCCCAAGGGCGUUGCAGCUGCUGAGGAGGGAGACGCUGCUUCUCCAUGA
Dothidotthia symphoricarpi CBS 119687 is the source of this 888-nucleotide messenger RNA. RefSeq lists its product as uncharacterized. Lineage: Eukaryota; Fungi; Ascomycota; Dothideomycetes; Pleosporales; Dothidotthiaceae. The transcript is spliced from 3 exons. The coding region runs from base 1 to 888 and encodes 295 amino acids. Gene Ontology annotation, cellular component: small-subunit processome; nucleolus. The record is from RefSeq and is a predicted model, not a curated record. Gene Ontology annotation, molecular function: small ribosomal subunit rRNA binding.